GGGGUCGAACAGCCUGUUCUGAACUUUAUUCUGGGAUGUUAUGCAAUCAAAUAAAUCGCCUCAUCGAUCCAAUAUCUUCUCAUAGUCUCUUUUAUCUUGCCCCGGUUUACAUGUACUAUGAGCUAAGUAGCUUUUACCAAAAUCAUCGUACCUUUGCUCGCUCUGUGAGUAUAGAACAGCUUCGUGGACUGAAUGUAUCCAAAAAGAAUCUACAAAAGUGUCAGCCCCUUCUAUCUCCGAAAAAUGGAUCCGACGUAUACAUGCCGUGUGGCCUGUUAUCAAAUAGCAUCUUUAACGAUACCAUCCUCUUAAAGUUCGUUGAAAGUCCGUCCUCAACGCAUCCAGUUCCUUUAAAGAAUUCCUCCAUCGCUUGGAAGUCCGACAUUGAGAAGAUGUAUGGAACGGUGCCUCAAAGCGGUUGGAAAGGAACUAUUAAGCCCCCCAACUGGCCAAAACCGGCUUACGAGCGUUCAGCAGGUGCUUUUAAGACCGACGAGGAAUUGAUGGUUUGGAACCGUAUCGCUCCUUUCCCAAACUUCAGAAAACUGCAUCGCAUCCUUGAUACUCGACCUGGCUUAUUCGAGUCUGGAUUGCCAGCCGGCAAAUACAGCCUCGAAAUAAAUUCUAGUGAGUUUUUCAUCGACCUUUGA
Molecule: messenger RNA, 650 nt
Organism: Dibothriocephalus latus
Lineage: Eukaryota; Metazoa; Platyhelminthes; Cestoda; Diphyllobothriidea; Diphyllobothriidae
Source: the annotation of a GenBank genome assembly